This is a messenger RNA of Monodelphis domestica (gray short-tailed opossum), 1086 nucleotides long. Its product is annotated as mas-related G protein-coupled receptor member D-like. The record is from RefSeq and is a predicted model, not a curated record. Gene Ontology annotation, molecular function: G protein-coupled receptor activity. Gene Ontology annotation, biological process: G protein-coupled receptor signaling pathway. Lineage: Eukaryota; Metazoa; Chordata; Mammalia; Didelphimorphia; Didelphidae. Gene Ontology annotation, cellular component: plasma membrane.
AUGGUUACGACAGUAACGGCUACUAACUCCACUGAGGAACAACGGAAUAUAAUCCCGCUAGGAAUAGCAGUCCUCAUUGUGUUCCUCAGCCUGUGUGGCCUGGCAGGGAAUGGGACCAUCAGCUGGUUUCUUGGGUUCAGCAUGAGGAAGAACCCCUAUUCUGUCUACAUUUUCAAUCUGGCCAUCACCGACUUCCUCUUCCUCUUCUGUAUGGCCCUUUCAAGUAUUCUUAACAGGCCUGAGUCUGGCCACUGGCCCCCUUAUGUUUUUGAGAUACUGAGAAGAAUAAGGUUCUUCUUUUAUACCCUGGGGUUGAGCCUGCUGGCCGCCAUCAGCAUUCAGCGCUGCAUCUCUGUUCUUUUCCCCAUCUGGUAUCGAUGUCACCGUCCCAAGCACCUGUCCACCCUGGUAUGUGCUGGGCUCUGGGUUCUGGCCAUCCUGGAGAAUUUGGUGGCUAUUUAUUUCUGUGUUGUGCAAAAUCAAGACAUGAAUUCCUGUAAAAAAGUAGACAUAUUUUUUGCGGUCUUGAUUUUGGGUGUCUUUACCCCAGUGAUGUGUAUAUCUGGCUUGGCCCUGUUCAUCAAAGUCCAGAGGGUCUCCAGAAGACGCCAGCCAGCAAGGCUCUACAUCACCGUCCUGGUCACCAUCUUGGUGUUUCUCAUCUGUGCCUUGCCCCUCGCACUCUACUGGUUUGUUCUCAGCUGGGUCAUCCAGGAUAAGAGGCUGUGUGGUCCUAUUUAUGAUGUGACCAAAAUCUUCUCCUGUGUGAACAGCACAGCCAACCCCAUCAUUUACUACUUGGUUGGGAGGCAGAGGAAGAGAAGGCUCCAUGAACCCCUCAGGGUUGUGCUAGAGAGGGCGCUUGGGAAUGAAGAAAUGUCCCCCGAAGAAACCGUGGAGCUAGGAUCAGAGAGUCGUGGGGUUCAGGGGAGAAGCGAGGAUACCAUUGAGGAGAUCCCAAGAAUAAAUGCCAAAUAUAGACACCCCAAGCUGUCUGACAGCCCCAGCCUGUGCCCUGGAACUCCAUCCCAUGGUCCUCCAUCUAUGUGCCCCAAAUCUUUAUCUGAGGCUGGCCAGAAGUACUGA